Messenger RNA from Aspergillus nidulans FGSC A4, 1389 nucleotides. RefSeq names its product putative solid-state culture specific protein. NCBI's taxonomy places the organism in Eukaryota, Fungi, Ascomycota, Eurotiomycetes, Eurotiales, Aspergillaceae. The record is from RefSeq and is a predicted model, not a curated record. Gene Ontology annotation, molecular function: nucleotide binding; metal ion binding; ATP binding. The coding region runs from base 1 to 1389 and encodes 462 amino acids. The transcript has a single exon.
AUGAGACCUCCAUCCCCGAUCAUCCUGGAUUAUACCCUCCACGAUCUCUACACAUCCGAUACGGAAGAUAGCUUGGAGACUGUCUUGGUUUACUACCCUCUACAGUACAAGCACGACCAUGGAAACAAAGAGGUUAAGUAUGUCUACGGGUACAACAUGGAAGAAGAGGACGAAGGCGCCACAUCGUCUUCAACGAUGGCCGCCAGCCUGGUACCACAAAGAUACGCGUUUUCCGCUGGCAGAAUGCCUUUGGUCAUCCUGAACAUGGUUGCGCAAAGGAAAUUGAUCAGCGAAAGGGAAGAAAAUUCUCAAGCAGCUGGUUCUGUUCCCGCCCAUUAUCUUGAUAUUUACCGAACGUUCGCGCAGCUACACCCUGACCAGCGGCCAAGCGUGGUUUUUGCAAAGAAUCCGGACAGCAUUGAGUUAGGCUCGGGCGCGAGGAUUGUCAUUCUACAACCUACGGACUGCGUCUCGCAUUUACCGCACCUUAUCUGUCCAGAGGUCCAUUAUGAGAUUCUGUCAAAACGUGGGCUGGCCUUGUCCGGCUUACCCACACCACUGUCUAGGGUGAUUGACGCCAUUCUUGCCGACUACAGGGAUCCUAGUCUACUCGCAGAAGAGACUGCUCGGAUAACUGGUUACAUUGAGCAUUAUCAGGUACCGUUCAUGGUUAAACUCCCCCAGUCGAUUUCAGGGAUGGGCACAUUUGCCGUGACCUGCGAAACUGACCGAAUGCGGAUAAAAUCCAUGCUCUCAACCCAAUUAGGAAUCUUGCUACGGCAGCUCAAUCAGACAAACCGCCAUCUUCAUCCCUGCUCGAUAGUUCUUCAAGACUUUGUUGACGGACCUGUGGUGGCCCUGUCAAUGUUCGUCACGAAGACCGGUCAGCCCAUAUUCAUCGCCUGCUGUGAGCAAUUAUUCGAUAAUAAGUCGCAUUGGAUUGGCGGGACCAUCUCGUACCCACAGCAGGCACAGUUUCGAGAGACGUUUUCUACGCUCAUGGACAAGGUGGCUGCCUUCUUGCACCGCAAAGGGUAUCAUGGCCCUGCGGGCAUCGAUAUUGUCACCGACCAACACAGCGGAGAACAAUUCGUUAUCGAUCUAAACGUUCGGGUUACUGGGACUUUUCAUCUAGGGCCACUAAAGGGCCACUUCACGCAAAGGGGGCUGUCUGAGGCUGCUAUGACUAGCGGCGACUUCUUUUGUACGCGAGACAUGUUCGAGGAAGCCUUCUCGGAGGAGAUUCGACAAGGCAGUUUGUUGGUUAGCGGCUGGGUACACCACGAGUCUCCAUGUAAAAGCCAUGCUGCCAUCACUGUUGGGUCUAAGGAUCGUGAUAGUCUGCAGGAAUACCUUCGGCGCGUGAGGAUCGUGGGACAACCGGAUUAG